CGUAAGUUUGAAGCUAAAGGAGGGCGCUUAGUCGAAACCCCUUCAAAUAUAUAAACCCUCGCUCCUUCGCGAACUUUCUCAGAUCCAUUAACAAUUGUUCUUCUUCUCCUCAACGCAAAGAAACGAAACAACUCUAAUCCCAUUCCAUGGCUCUGCCCAAUCAGCCAACCGUUGAUUACCCCAGUUUCAAGCUCGUACUCGUUGGGGAUGGUGGAACUGGAAAGACAACCUUCGUGAAAAGGCAUCUUACCGGUGAAUUCGAGAAGAGAUAUGAACCAACCAUUGGUGUGGAGGUCCACCCGUUGGAUUUUUUCACAAACUGUGGCAAAAUUCGCUUCUACUGCUGGGAUACUGCUGGACAAGAAAAGUUUGGUGGCCUCAGAGAUGGAUAUUAUAUCCAUGGGCAAUGUGCUAUUAUAAUGUUUGAUGUGACUGCCCGACUAACAUACAAAAAUGUCCCUACCUGGCAUCGUGAUCUUUGUCGGGUCUGUGAAAACAUUCCAAUUGUUCUCUGCGGUAACAAGGUUGAUGUGAAGAACAGGCAAGUGAAGGCAAAGCAGGUCACUUUCCACCGGAAAAAAAAUUUGCAGUACUAUGAGAUUUCAGCUAAGAGUAACUAUAACUUUGAGAAGCCUUUUCUGUACCUUGCUAGGAAAAUUGCAGGCGAUCCUAACUUGCACUUUGUAGAAUCUCCUGCUUUGGCUCCACCAGAAAUUCAAAUUGAUUUAGCUGCACAACAACAGCAUGAGGCUGAGCUUGCUGCAGCCGCUUCUCAGCCCCUUCCUGACGAUGAUGAUGAUGCAUUUGAGUAAGACUUGCGUCUGUGGACCAUCGUCCUGAGUUGGUGCUACUCUGCAUGCUACAAUAUAUAGUCUUAUUUGAGGAUGUGGAUUUGAGGAUCAGAAAUUUUAUUCAUUUUGAGAUGUUUUGCUUAAAUUGAAAGUCUCAUUUGUAGUCAGACAUAUAGUUGUAGUCACGGGCUUCAAAUAUGUUUCAUUGUGUUUGUGUGACCCGUCUCUCUCGAAGAGGAUGCGGUUUGGUGGUUUCAGCACGUUUUGAAUAUUUAAAUACAAGCGACUAUGGGAGUUGGCGACUGGUGAAAGGCAUGGGGAGGAACGAAGGCUGUGCUAUCCGUUUGAGCCUUGAACCAGUCAUUCCAACAAUAAAUAACUUGCUUGGUUUCUAACCUU
This is a messenger RNA of Gastrolobium bilobum, 1190 nucleotides long. Its product is annotated as GTP-binding nuclear protein Ran1B. Gene Ontology annotation, molecular function: GTP binding; GTPase activity. The transcript is spliced from 8 exons. Gene Ontology annotation, biological process: protein import into nucleus; ribosomal subunit export from nucleus. The coding region runs from base 147 to 812 and encodes 221 amino acids. NCBI's taxonomy places the organism in Eukaryota, Viridiplantae, Streptophyta, Magnoliopsida, Fabales, Fabaceae. The record is from RefSeq and is a predicted model, not a curated record. Gene Ontology annotation, cellular component: nucleus; cytoplasm.